CAACGUGGACUUUUUUAAUAGACACAGAAGACUAGAAUAUCAAAUAAUAACCUAGUUUUGUGGAGCUUUAUUUUCAUUUGUAUUAGUUUUAUGUCAGAGACGACCCCAAAUUCGUGCUGAAGUGGAUGCGAGUGGGUUCGUCAGUUUCCCUCAGUUAAAACACACACAAAACUACUCUUCUGUGUGAAACUACCAAUUUUUCAUUAACAUUUGUACUAAAGUUGUUAGACGAUAUCAUUUGAGCUGCCUAUUAUCGAUUAUAACCAUGAAAACCAUCCCACUGUAAGCAAUGCUAGGAUUUAGCUGAUAUUUUGCCCUGGCUGAUCAUAUCGCGAUACUCGGAGUCUUCGAUACACGAGUCGGCAAAAUGGGCAAAGGUUGCAUCUCCGCCACCAAGUACUUUCUGUUUCUCUUCAACCUCCUGUUCUUCAUCUUCGGAGCCCUGAUUAUGGGCUUUGGACUCUGGAUCCUCCUGGACAAUCAGAGCUUCAUUGCAGUCUUGCAAGACUCCUCUACAGAACUGAAGGUGGGCUCAUACAUUGUGGUUGGUGUCGGUGGCUUCACCAUGCUGAUGGGAUUCCUGGGCUGUCUGGGAGCGAUCUACGAGAUCCGUUGUCUGCUUGGACUGUACUUCACUCUCCUGCUCCUCAUCCUCCUCGCCCAAGUGGUUACUGCGGUACUCAUCUUUCUCCAGCGUGACCAGCUGAGGCACACGACGGCCGACAUAGUCAAAAAACUUGUGGAGAACUACCAGGGACAGAACAAGACCGCAGAGCACGCCUGGGACUACAUCCAGAGGAAUAUGCACUGCUGUGGCUGGAUUAAUCCUGAAGACUGGCAGAGCAACCCUGUGAUCAACAGCUCUCUGAUGUUGUACCCCUGCUCGUGUCAGAACAACUCCGUCACGGGAGAGAACACCACAGACGGCAGCUUCUGCAAGGCUCAGUCUUCUGAUUGGCCCGUUUACGACUCGGGUUGCAUGACCCAUGUGGAGAGCUGGCUCUUCACCAACUACGGAGUCAUUCUGGGAAUCUGCCUCGGGGUGGCUGUUAUUGAGCUCCUCGCCAUGAUCCUGUCCAUGGGCCUGUGUAAGAGCGUGCACCAAGAAGACUACACCAAAGUGCCGAAGUAUUAAAGAAGAAACACACACACACACACACACACACACACACACACACACACACACACACACACCUUUACAUUUAAAAUAUAUUGACCUUCUCUGCAUAGUUUUUUUUGUUUGUUUCUUGUUGUUUUUUGUUUUUUUUUUUAAAGAAACUUGCCCCAAACAAACCCAAACGAAGCUCUAGAAAUUGUGGAAAAAUCCUAAACGUGUGCAGAGCACCGUGACGUGUGUAACGUGUUCUGCUUUGUUUAGUUCACCACGUUAGCCUCCAGUAAGUUAAAACGUGCACCUUCUGUCGUGAGCUUGUGUUCACAACAUCGUCACCUAAAACUUCCUGGACGAAGGAAGGAAAAGCGUUGGAGCCUUUCUCUCAGCGCUCCUCUUCACACGCGCUCCGAGCUAACGACGUCGACUGCAUGACACGUCUUUUCUUUUUUCCAUUUCUACAUCAGUAGUGGUGGUGUUAUUGUUGUUGUUUUUGUUGUUGUUCAUGUGUAUAUAAUUUUGCGAUGCUUUAAUUAGCAUGUUUCGUGGUUAGGACGGGCUGUCACUCUUUAAAAAUCUUUUCUCCAGUUAUAGUUGUUGUUUUGUUGUUGGCUUUUUUAUGUACAGAUUACGUAUUUUUUACAUUUUGGAUUUUUUUUGGACAUUAUUAUUAUUAUUAUUAUUAUUAUUAUUAUAUAUUUUUUCUGAUUUCCUGAUUUUAUCUGUGAUUUCAUCACCUUGUUUCUAAUCCUGUUGCUUUCAUGUCGCUCGCUUUCGCUUGUGACUCCUUUUGGUGUUUUAUGAAAGAAGACGUUUUGAAGAUUAAUCUCUUUAAUUGUAACCCGUACACUAGGACUCCUAUGUAUGCACUCUGUUUUGAGGGAAAGAAAAUAUAAGCAAACAACAAAAAAAACCUGAUGAACCUUAAAAUGAAGUCUUAUUAUUAUUAUUAUUAUUAUUAUUAUUAUUAUUGUUUGAGAUUUUUCCUUUUUUUCUAGACUUUUUUUGUAUAUUUGAAGAAAGGAAAUGGAUGGAAAUACAGUCGGAACAUCCCGUGUUUUGUUGAGAAAUUAUCCUAAGAAGUAAAUCCUUCGAAUUUUUUAUGGCAAAGGAAAUAUAAUCAUCUUUUUUUUUUUUUUUUUAUAAACCUCGAAUACAGUUUUGACCGAGUGUGACUGUUAAACAAGAAUAAAAUAAGAAUCUGUUACAAUAAAGUGAACUCACCCAGA
Molecule: messenger RNA, 2340 nt
Organism: Ictalurus punctatus (channel catfish)
Lineage: Eukaryota; Metazoa; Chordata; Actinopteri; Siluriformes; Ictaluridae
Gene: cd82a
Product: CD82 molecule a
Exons: 9
Coding region: 368-1135 (255 amino acids)
Cellular component (GO): membrane
Source: RefSeq, a predicted model, not a curated record